Racocetra persica is the source of this 1226-nucleotide messenger RNA. NCBI's taxonomy places the organism in Eukaryota, Fungi, Glomeromycota, Glomeromycetes, Diversisporales, Gigasporaceae. The record is from the annotation of a GenBank genome assembly.
CAAAUUACCUUUACGUCGAAUGAGUAAGAAAGAAAUUAACUACGUAGAGGAUUCAUCCCUUUCACUUCCAUAUAUUGAAAAUCAUGCUUUAUCAUUAGGCGCUCUUUGGGAUUGUAAUCUUUCCAAAACAAUCGGUUACAAUCUAUUUGAGAAGCAGCUCACAAACGAUUAUUUAAUAAUUCAUCCGUUAAAAAAACUAGAUUACCGUUUAAUCCAUGUUAAGAGUAUAGAAGACCAACUAGCAACAUUAAAAAUAGAUGGUGCUAUGUCAAUUGAAAUAUUAUCUGGUAUUUUAAAAGUAGAAGGAAAUCUUGAUAAAUCGUUUUCCAGAAAUUCAAAUGAAGAACAACUUAUCUGCGAAUAUAAUCUUGAUAAUUAUUUGGUCGAAUUGCUUCCUAAAGCAAAAGAAGAAAUAGGAGAUAUUGUUAAACGUCAACUCCUUGAAAAAAAAAUCAAGGCAACACAUGUUGUGCAUGGAAUAAUCUUGGGUGCAAAAGUGUGCGCAGAUAUAAGAAUAAGACAAAAUGAUACAAGCAAAAAUAUGGAUGCAAAUGGCUAUCUAAUUGGAGAUAUUCCUUUUGGUUACGUAAACGCAUCUUUGAAGACUAGCUUGAAAAUGCUAGACUCAAAAAAGACCAGUAAUUAUGAUAUGCAGAUAACUGUCAACUCUAAACCACCGAUAAAAAAUCAACCAACAACCAUAAAUCAGAUGUUCAAUUUGAUUGAAAAUAUAGAUGUAUGCGUUCAAAAAGAGUCAUAUUAUAAAUUUAUUAGUCCUGAUAUUACAGGUGUACCUAUUCGGUUUAAUCUUGUGCCUAUUUUUCAAUUUCUCGACAUUAAAGUCGAAAAACUUUAUAAGCAGCUGCAAGACAGCAUUUUAGAAAACUUUCGUACAAUGCUCAUUGCACUUAAAGAUUAUCAGUCCCAUGAAUAUAUCAAGAGAUGUGUAUUAAGAACAGAACAUCGUCUGCAAAAGAUUUUAUCUGAUUCUCAAUCCAAACUGUCAAAAAAUAUUACAGAAUAUCAAAAUGAUUUGAAAAAAAUCACAAGUCAUUAUUUUGAACGAGCAUUCGAAACUUUAAAAAAAUACAAGAUUGGAGAUUGUAGCUCUGAAGAACUCUUUCAAAUCAUGCGUGACUACGAUGAAAGUGAUUUCUGCAUUGUAAGUGUAUGCGCACAAAUUGAAAAAUUUGUGUCCGAUGGAAGAAAUGAACUCAAUGUUGUUC